This is a messenger RNA of Canis lupus familiaris (dog), 5435 nucleotides long. RefSeq names its product vasohibin 1 (gene VASH1). NCBI's taxonomy places the organism in Eukaryota, Metazoa, Chordata, Mammalia, Carnivora, Canidae. The transcript has 8 exons. The record is from RefSeq and is a predicted model, not a curated record. Gene Ontology annotation, cellular component: cytoplasm. Gene Ontology annotation, biological process: regulation of angiogenesis. Bases 459 to 1499 code for a protein of 346 amino acids.
GGCGCGCGGUCGCCCCGGAGCCCCCCGGAGCCCCCCGGAGCCCCCGGAGCGCGCGCUGCUGGGAGGGAGCGCGCCGUAUUUUGGAGACGAAUCUAUUCUCUCCAGAACGGGGACUUGGGGCGCCCGCUCGGCCUGGGCGCCGGUGCCUUGAGCCUCUGUGGCCACAGGUCGGAGCUGUCUGGCCUCAGUUUCCCUUAGACUUCUCUCCGGUCCGCAAGCCCAGGCUGCUGCCCGGCAUUGUUCUCGCUGUCAAAUCGGGGAGCGUGGUGAAGGCUGCCAGCUCGGGGUAUUUUAUUGUACAGGAGCCACGCCCUGGUUUCUUAAAGGCGCCUCGCACUCUGUUUGGCCAUGUGUUAUCUCUGCAGCUGGUGUGUGGGAGGCCUCCAGUGAGCCACCUAUUUUUUCCUGCCUCCUGAUACUUACUCCCACCCCACCACCCCCCCGCCAAGAAUUCGGGGAUGCCCGGGGGGAAGAAGGUGGUCGGGGGUGGCAGCAGCGGUGCUGCCACCACUGCCACUGCCGCCCCCUCUGGGGUCAGACGUCUGGAGACGAGUGAGGGGGCCUCAGCCCAGAGAGACGAUGAGCCAGAAGAGGAAGGGGAAGAGGACCUGCGAGAUGGAGGCAUCCCCUUCUUUGUCAACCGGGGUGGGCUGCCUGUGGACGAGGCCACCUGGGAGAGGAUGUGGAAGCACGUGGCCAAGAUCCACCCCGAUGGAGAGAAGGUGGCCCAGCGGAUCCGGGGGGCCACAGACCUGCCCAAGAUUCCCAUACCGAGUGUGCCUACGUUCCAGCCCUCUACACCUGUCCCUGAGCGCCUGGAAGCUGUGCAGCGCUACAUCAGGGAGCUGCAGUACAAUCACACAGGGACACAGUUCUUUGAAAUUAAGAAGAGCAGACCUCUGACAGGGCUGAUGGACUUGGCCAAGGAAAUGACCAAAGAGGCUCUGCCAAUCAAAUGCCUGGAAGCCGUGAUCCUGGGAAUGCGGGGCCAGUUACCUCACCAACAGCAUGCCCACCCUGGAGCGCUUCCCCAUCAGCUUCAAGACCUACUUCUCAGGGAACUACUUCCGCCACAUCGUGCUGGGGGUGAACUUUGGCGGCCGCUACGGGGCGCUGGGCAUGAGCCGGCGCGAGGACCUGAUGUACAAGCCGCCGGCCUUCCGCACGCUCAGCGAGCUCGUGCUGGACUACGAGGCCGCCUACGGCCGCUGCUGGCACGUGCUGAAGAAGGUCAAGCUGGGCCAGUGCGUGUCCCACGACCCGCACAGCGUGGAGCAGAUCGAGUGGAAGCACUCGGUGCUGGACGUGGACAGGCUGGGCCGCGAGGACUUCCGCAAAGAGCUGGAGCGCCACGCCCGCGACAUGCGGCUCAAGAUUGGCAAAGGGACUGGCCCUCCCUCUCCCACCAAGGACCGGAAGAAGGACGUCUCCUCCCCGCAGCGUGGCCAGUCCAGCCCCCACCGCAGGAACAGCCGCAGCGAGAGGCGGCCAUCGGGUGAGAAGAAGCCUUCUGAGCCCAAAGCCAUGCCGGACCUCAAUGGGUACCAGAUCCGGGUGUGAGGCGCGCGGCAGUGCCCCAGCCUCACCGCAUCUUGGGGCCAGGAUCCCCCUGCCAGAACUGGCCUUGUUUGUGGGGGGAGAGGGCCUGGUGGGGGGCAGGGCGAGAGGGCGGCAGGAAGAGCCUGUCUCAGCUCAGCCACCCCAGCUGCUGCCCCUCCCACUGGGCCAAGACCCCUAACUUUGGGCCAAGAAGCAGUUAGUAUUUUAUUUGGAGUUUUUAACCCGAUAACUAAAGUUUAAAGUGUUUGGGGGAAAACUUAAAAAACUAAUGGAUCUGCCAAUCGCCAGAAGGCCAGUGCUUAGAUCUGAGGACUACAGGGUUGGGCAAGGAAGGGACGCUGGCUCUGCUGGUGUCUCUCUGGGGAGGUGAGUCCGUCCUGUCUCAGCCCCACUAAGCCUGUGGCUGGGCGGGGGUGGAGUAGGGGAGGGAGGGAGGUGUUCCCCUAGUUCUGCCUCCCCUGGGAAGCAGAAUCUUGACCCAGGGAACGGGAAGCAGGGUAGAAAUCAUUCUGGGAAAGGUCUUUGUGGCCCAUGGCAGGAGCUUGGCCCAAGGCCACAUGGCCCAAGACCAGAGCCCCUGGCCCAGGAGAGGCCUCAUGCCCUUGCAGCCUGUGGCCAGGGCUGUGAGGGCUGUAGGAGAGCCCAGGGGAGCCCGCUGGGGGAAGGAACCCCAGGCCGCUACCUGGCCUCCUUGCUUACUUCAGCUCUGCCUGGAAGGGUGAAGCUGGGGGUGCUCCCUGCUCCCUGCAGGGCGGCUGGGCUUUGCCACAGGCCCGGAGCUGUACCAGGCUUGGCAUGACUGUAGGGACUGAGCAGCCUGGUGGGCCCAGGAACCAUGACUGGGGAUAGAGUGGGACACUCAGGCCCCAGGCUGUCCCCUGGCAGGCCCCAAGGGUUGUGGGGAGACACUGCUACUCCCCACCCCUUUUCUAUUACCUCAGUCCUUGCUGUGAAAAUGAAGACCAGAUCAGGAUGCUUGUGCCUCAGGCCUGGCUCCCCUCAUGCAGCAGCCCAUCUGGGUUUGGGGGUAGCAGUGACGGUCAGACCUGUGGCAUGUGCCUUGUCAGGGAGGCAUCUGGACAGCUGGUGUCUGCACAGUCUGCCUAUCAAGUGUGAGAUACCUGGUGGACACGUGAAAGUGGAAAGACGUUGGCAGGGUUGGGGGAAGGUCCUAGAGACUAAAGCAAUGGCAAGUGAUAGGGCGAGGGCGCAGCUGGCCACCACGAAGGAGCAGAGCCUGGGAACUGGGGAGCGUAAGUGAGAAAAGGAUGCAGGGGAGAGGUUAGAAACAGGCUGCUUGGGAAAUAGUGAGUUCCCUGUUGCUGGAAGUAUCCAAGCAAAGCCUGGAUGGCAACUUGUCGGGAAGCUGUCGAGAGGAUUCAGGUUAUGGAAGGGGAGCCGGAUAAGGUGACCGGCAAGGUUUCUUUUCACUGAGAGGCUGUGCUUCAGCCAGGGGCCAGGCCCCGGAUAAGGAAGGAUCAGAACCAGGGUUGGUUCUGAGGGUUCACACGCCCAGAGGGCCAGGCAGGGGAUUAACAGGAGGGCUGCAGUGAGGGCCGGGUGGCCAGCUAACGGGCUGCUCCUGCCCAGGUAUUCUCAGAGUGGGGGCCAUGCAUUGCCAGAUUGUAUGAUUGUUUCUCAGAAGCCAGAGCUCUGGAUUUUUGUGUGAAAUGACCUGAUUUUUAAAUGUUGGCAAUCAGUUCGGACAAUGUAAAAACCCAACAUGAAAGAGAAUGCCAAUUUGUAAUCUCUGAGGUAGAGAGAGCUUGUGCUGGGGAGAAGUCCACUGAGAGGUUUUGAGGUGGAGAUCAAGAAAGUUCAUCUAGGCUUCCCGGGAGGGCUGGGCCAGGGCAGGGUCCUCUCUGCUGAAGCUGCCCCAGACAAGGCAGCUGGCCCGUGUUUGUCCUCCUCCCCGUCCUUGCAGACCGGAGGCCUACCGGAGUCACCAGCAGGGGUGGAGUGGAGAUUGCCCAGUGCCCAGCCUGCCAGGGAGAUGGAUGUGCGUGGGAAGCAGGGAGGGGUGGAGGGAGGGAGACACGAUGCUUCUGCUGAUGCAGGUGCCCAUCAGGGAAGCACCAGGGGCUGGCAGCUCUUCACACCAGCAGCUUCUGGCCCAGAGCCAGGCCCGGCAGGAGAGCCAGCUGGGCAGUCCUUGAGUUCCUCAGGGGCCGCCAGGCCCUGGGGAGGACACCUAACUAACCUGCCCCUGGACUACACUCCAGCCAGGCCAGUUCCAGCACCAUUGUGGCCCCUGACUCACCAUCCCGUCCCAUCCCAGGUCUCAGGCCAUGGGGUGCUGGUCCCCACGUUUGCCACAUUGGCCUGGGGCAGAGAGGACUCACUUCGGGAGAUGUGCAGCUGACAGCGAACGUGGCCUUUUCUGGGUCUACACGUGGGUGCCACUUACCAGCAGGGGAGGGGACUGCCACAUCCCCAGAGACCCCAGGUCUUAAGGGAAGACUUGACAGGGGACUGGGGUCAGAGAGAUGGGAGGAAACUGUUCUACCCUUCUCCAAAGCCGUCUAGGGAGAAAUGGGAGGAGGCCCACCCCUGUUGCUGCCCAGGAGGGAGCUGAUCACCCUGAGCAGAUAACCCCCCCGCACUCUCCCUCCUCCCUCAGACCUCGGGCCUGUGGAGGCCACCACAGGAUACAGCGGUGCUUUUUAAUUUAUUUUUAACAUUUUCUCAUAUGUAGCAAGCCCUCCUCCCCUCCUGGGCGUGUUUACACAGGCUCUGCUCCCUGGGGCUGGCCUGACUGCAGAGUUUCUGGGGAGGCAGAGGCAGGGACUUCGGGGCCUUAGUCACCAUCCUUGGUUUCACCUCAUGUCACUUCCUGUGAGGAACAGGGGCCUGGCUCCUGACUCAGGACUGCCUUCCAGCACUCAGUGGGGGCUCCUCUGCCCCCAGGGGUGGAGGCUGCUGGCCCAGGAGGCCCCAAGGUGAGGUUAAAAAAAAAGCUGCUUCAUGAAGGUGGGCCAGGGUGGCAGUGAUUGCUUCCCAAAGCCCAGCUCCUUGGGCUCAAUGCCAGCUCAGAACACUGGGAACUGGGUGUAGAGAGCCCUCCUGCCCACCUAACUGCCAGUCCUCUCCCUCCCAUGGCCUCAACACAGUCACGUUCCCCUCACCCAUCACGCCAGACCCCAUCCUUCCUGGGCAUGGCCAGGUGAGGAGGGAAGCAGCCCUCUGGCCCCCGACGCCAUGAAGCCUAGGGCCAGGCUCCAAGGAGUGGAAAGGGCCCAGGGGUUGGCUGUGUCUGGUUUCCGGCCCUCUCUGCCGGCACACGCCCCAUUCCUUCCAUCCUGGACUUGACCUGCUGGCUCUGAGAUGAGGUCCAGUUCUGGUCAGCAGCAUGUCCAGGGGCCCAUGUGUCUGUGUGCACCUGGGGCUCCUGCCUGGGUUGUUUUCUGGCUUUGAUGCACUACCAUCAGCAGGCACACCCCUGGCCUGGAAGCACCAGGAAGGUGCACACCGCUCAUUGUGCCAGAGCACCCCCCCACACACACUGGAAUCUCCAUGGGUUCCCGCUCAGAAGCCAGCUGAAGGGUGGGAGGGGGCCUGCCUCAGGCCAGACUGCUCUGGUGCUAGCUGCGAGCCCAUCAGUGUUGACCCCCAGCCACACCCUGGUGCUCCUGAGUCCCAAGUUCCCCUUUCUCUCGGGUGUGCUUGGCCCAGGGGCCUGGGGACAGGGGGGCCACCCCUCCCUUAAGCUUUGUGUUAAGCUGCCUGUGGGACCAGACUCUGUCCUUCCUGCUCUUCCCGUGUCAGUAUUGCUCCCUCCCCUCUCACUUUUACCCCUCUCAUUGCUGUGCUUGCUUUUUUCCUGAAAUGAAUAAAGGCUCCCCGGCUCCGGUUGCACCGGCUGGGCAGAAACCACA